AUGCCUGGCGGAAAGGGAAAGUCGAUCGGUGGAAAGGCCGGCUCCAAGGACUCUGCGGGGAAGACUCAGAAGUCCCACAGCGCAAAGGCUGGUCUGCAGUUCCCCCGCGGUAGUGUUAAGCGUUUUCUGAAGAACAACACGCAGAACAAGAUGCGCGUUGGCGCAAAGGCUGCUGUCUAUGUCACUGCUGUCCUUGAAUACUUGACCGCUGAAGUUCUCGAACUGGCCGGAAAUGCUGCCAAGGAUUUGAAGGUCAAGCGUAUCACUCCUCGUCACCUGCAGCUCGCCAUCCGCGGAGACGAAGAGCUGGACACCUUGAUUCGCGCCACCAUCGCCUUCGGUGGUGUCUUGCCGCGCAUCAACCGUGCUCUGCUGCUCAAGGUGGAGCAGAAGAAGAAGGGCAAGAGCGAUUCCUAA
Aspergillus terreus NIH2624 is the source of this 417-nucleotide messenger RNA. It is a transcript of the gene htz1, whose product is annotated as histone H2AZ. The record is from RefSeq and is a predicted model, not a curated record. The coding region runs from base 1 to 417 and encodes 138 amino acids. Lineage: Eukaryota; Fungi; Ascomycota; Eurotiomycetes; Eurotiales; Aspergillaceae. Gene Ontology annotation, cellular component: nucleosome. The transcript has 3 exons. Gene Ontology annotation, molecular function: DNA binding; structural constituent of chromatin; protein heterodimerization activity.